AUGGCCAUUGAACACGAGAAGAGUGUGGUGAAUGUGGCGUACUCUAUUUCCACGCCUGUAAUCACGACAAUCCUAUCGAACGACACUAGUUCGCUGUACUUGGCAUGGAACAUCACGCUUCCAUCGAACACCCCAGAGCUGAACCCGGAGUUCAAUGUGAGAGUGAAGACGAAUGGCUUCUACCGGCUCGUUCACACGGUGGAGAAGACGAUCAGAAUUGCGGAUCUCAGCUCAGGGACAGAGUACGAAGUUGAGGUGCUGCUUUGUCUGGAGAGGACGCCUGGAAAACGAGAAUGCGGCCGCCCUGCAAAAGCCACCAUAAGUACUUGGCCUCUUGUACCUCUGGCUCCAACAUUAUCCACAAGAGGAUUCCAGUCCACACCAGACAUAGCGGCUGUGUCAUGGAGGUUUUUCAACAGCACCGUUACGCAUGUAGAGGUUGCGAGGAACUACAGCAACUGGGUGAAUUGCGAAAACUCGACGGAGUGCGACGAGGUCGUGUUGCACGGCUGGAACUCAUCCUUUAAAGCGGGAUAUGUCAAGAUCUCAGCGCUUAUACCACACACGACCUACUCACUUUCAGUGAGAGGCUGCAACGACCUAGGAUGUGGUGACGCGAACACAGUGGUCAUCACAACCGACAUGUCAGAGCCAAGUGAGCCUAUUAGCCUGACAGUGAAUGCAACAGAAGAUGGUACUUCAGUUCAGCUCGAGUGGAAGGCGCCGGAGGAGCCAGGGGGUCCGCUGACGGGUUACGUGGUCUCCUGGCAAUGUGACCAAGACCAUCUCAUGGCUGCGACCACUGAUAAAUCCUUUUUUACCAUCCCUGGUCUUCCUUCCGCGGUCCAGGAGUGCACCUUCUCAGUGUCAGCUUUCAACGAGGCGUCUGACGAGCGGCAACUGCACGGAAAUGCUGCCACUCUGACGAUACCACGGCUACUACCAUGGCUUACGUGCGCUACGAACAUCGGUUAAAAUGUUAUGGCAAUCACUACUCUAAUAGAGGAAUCUAAAGAGAGAAAAUAAAGACAGUGUGGUUCCUUU
Dermacentor silvarum is the source of this 1044-nucleotide messenger RNA. RefSeq lists its product as uncharacterized. Lineage: Eukaryota; Metazoa; Arthropoda; Arachnida; Ixodida; Ixodidae. Gene Ontology annotation, molecular function: protein binding. The transcript has 6 exons. The coding region runs from base 1 to 975 and encodes 324 amino acids. The record is from RefSeq and is a predicted model, not a curated record.